AUUGCAGUUUGGACAGAUUGGUAUUUGGUGCGGCCAUGAAUGGACUAGGAAUCGGGUUAUCUUCACCGACAGUUCUACAAAUCGCCGCCUUCCCAAGUAGAAGAAACCCUAAAUUCCAUUUCCCUCUCAUUUCAACUUCUGAAUAUUUCUUUCGUAGAUCAUCCUCCAGUACUGUAACCGCUAUCACCGUGGAGGAGAUUCCACCGAAUGCAUUCUGUCGGCAGCGGGAUUCAAAUUGGAGAGGAGGUUUCAGUCUAGGGAUAGACUUGGGAAUGUCACGGACUGGCCUUGCCAUAAGCAAAGGCUUCUCUGUCCGCCCACUUACUACUUUGGACUUGCGGGGGCAGAAGCUGGAGCUCAAAAUCCUUGACAUUGCAGAGCAACAAGAAGUUGAUGAAUUUAUAGUGGGGAUUCCAAAGUCUUGUGAUGGGAAGGAGACUCAACAGUCUAAUAAGGUUCGAAGUGUUGCUGGAAGGCUUGCAGUUAGGGCAGCUGAGAGGGGAUGGAGAGUGUAUUUGCAAGAUGAAUAUGGGACAUCAUUAGAUGCUAUGGAUCAUAUGCUUAACCUGGGCAUUCGCAAGUCUGUUCGACAAGGAAGCCAAGAUGCAUAUGCUGCAGUGAUGGUGCUCGAGAGAUACUUCUCAGUAUCAGGUGAGAGUUUAGAACUUGUAGUUCCUAAGCAGUUGGAACUCCAGGAAAACCUAAAAUCAUGGGCGGACAGGCAAGCUAAACAAACAGGAUUAUUUUCAGAGGAUUUUUAAACUUCUUAAAAAUGUGUAGUAGAUAUAUAUGUUUUAUUCUUUUAAAAAUGUUAUUAGAAGAAAUCGAAUAUGAGAUAUUUGAUUUUUGUUAUGAUACUUUUGAAAGUACUUUUAUAAAGGGAUCAUUCUAAACCUGA
Impatiens glandulifera is the source of this 898-nucleotide messenger RNA. Its product is annotated as putative pre-16S rRNA nuclease. The coding region runs from base 36 to 761 and encodes 241 amino acids. Gene Ontology annotation, biological process: rRNA 5'-end processing. The transcript has 6 exons. The record is from RefSeq and is a predicted model, not a curated record. Lineage: Eukaryota; Viridiplantae; Streptophyta; Magnoliopsida; Ericales; Balsaminaceae.